This is a messenger RNA of Salvelinus namaycush (lake trout), 1366 nucleotides long. RefSeq names its product apolipoprotein D-like. The transcript is spliced from 5 exons. NCBI's taxonomy places the organism in Eukaryota, Metazoa, Chordata, Actinopteri, Salmoniformes, Salmonidae. Gene Ontology annotation, biological process: brain development; tissue regeneration; lipid transport. The record is from RefSeq and is a predicted model, not a curated record. Bases 179 to 724 code for a protein of 181 amino acids. Gene Ontology annotation, molecular function: lipid binding.
CAAUUUCCUAAUCACCUGCCUGGUGCUGGGUGCACUCUGUGACGACUUAGACAGACACACAGACUCUGUCAUCCCAAGACUUAAGUCAUGCUGCAACUUUAGGAAAUAUAUUCUGUUGAAUAUACAUACUUGUGCAGUUGCUAUUUUUCCCUCAAGUUUGUAAAAAGAGCACAGAAAAAUGUUUCCUAUAUUUUGGAUCCUCCUCCUUCUCCCUCUGGUCUCUGCCCAGACAUACCAUUGGGGUCCAUGCCCCACCCCCAGUGUCCAGCCCAACUUCAGCCUGCAGCAGUACCUGGGCACGUGGUAUGAGAUAGCGAAACUUCCAGCAUCCUUUGAGAGAGGGAAAUGCAUCCAGGCCGAUUACACUCUGAGGGGAGACGGCACCAUCAGAGUCCUCAACUCCCAGUUCUAUAAAGGUAAGGUGCGGACUGUGGAGGGGACAGCAGUGGUCCAGGACCCAAAAAAAACAGCCAAACUGGGGGUCAGCUUCUCCUACUUCACUCCCUAUAGUCCGUACUGGGUGCUGAGUACUGACUAUGUGAGUGGAGCGGUGGUGUACAGCUGUACUGACGUGUUGAGGAUUUUCCAUGUCGACUACGCCUGGAUCCUGGGACGUUCCCGCUUCUUGCCUGCAGAGGAAGUAGAGUACGCCAGGCAGCUGCUGGCUAAAGAAAACAUUGACACCUUCAAGAUGAGUGUUACUGACCAAACGGGCUGCGACUAGAUGGAGGUUUAGAGGUCAGCGGUUAGGGUUGUAGGGUUAAAGGGUUAUUUAUGUGUCCACUUCCCUAGUCCUAACGCCGUAGACACUUCUCCCCUACUCCCAAUGCUCUAUCCACAUGUCAUUUAGCCCUACCUCUAUAGUUACAGACAGAAAUACAACUAUCAAAUACUAGACCUAGUAUCCACCUCUCGUGUCUAAUUAAUCAAUAAGGCACGAGGGGGUGUGGUAUAUUGCACGACGCAUCCGGAGUGCCUGGACAGAGCCCUUAGCCGUGGUAUAUUGGCCAUAUACCACAAACCCCAGAGGUGCCUUAUUGCUAUUAUAAACUGGUUACCAACGUAAUUAGAGCAGUAAAAAUAAUAAUUCCCAUGGUAUACACAAUUAUAAUAGAUUAUAUGCACUGACAGUUGGUCUUAUAAUCUUACCAUCCAACAUAUCACUACCUACCAUCUCAUUUAGACUAUAUGUAUUUUAUAUUUGAAACGUUAUGGUCUGUAGUUGGAGAUCUGUUAGUUUAUAAGGUAGUUUGAUUGAUUAAAUGUCUAUGUAACGAUGGUGACGGUUUCUUCAUGGGAUGAAUAGAAUGCUGACAGUAUGAGUCAAUUCUCUGGCUUCAAAUUGAAGCCAUGGGGUUUCUGUAUA